AUGUCAGGUCGCGGAAAUGAUUGGAGAGACUGCCAAAGGUAACUGUGCCGCCGUUCCGAAUAAUCUCAAUGGAACUGUUCCAGAGAAAACAGACGUGAAAACGGAUGUGACCGAGAAGAUGGGAGCAGGUGAGAGAGCUCUAGAGCAAGAGUGCAUUUUAUGCAUCACUUUCAGACCAAACGGCAACAGAAUAUCGGUCGCAAAGCAUGUGUCCGGAAAAAAGCAACCAUACAUGCUUUUUCUAUGUGAUCAAGGCUACCGUCGGUUGGUAUCCAGCUAAAACGUUCGAAAGUAGUCUGCUUUUUCAGAUUCAGGAGCUUGAAUAACGGCGAAAACUACGACAAAAACAAUCAAAACCACUACGAUCAGAUGACACGUCUUUGGCGUGUAUGUUUUAAAUAAUGCACCUUUCUGUGGGCUAAUACCGCAAUAAUAGUGUCGCUUCAAAAUAGAGAUCACGAAACUCAAAAUAAUAUAAUCUUAUUUCCGAGAUUUAGGAGGUGUCACCGGAAAGACGUGCCGAGUACGUCAGAGAAGCCAAAGAGCACAAUGCGAACAGACAUCUGGUUCAGGUGAACUUUUGUUCUUAAUUAUUCUAGCUAAUCUGGAAAUUACAGCAAAAAAAGCAGCAAGACGAUAGAAAAAAUCGAAAUGACAGACUUGUCCGGUCAGAUUACGAACAAAUUCGGAAUGAGCAUCUGGGGAGGGUUCAGGAAAAGCGGCGGGAGGCUAUCCCAGAAACAGUAAAAAUUCCGCCUCGAUUCACAGAAACCCACGUCGCUGGAGAUUUGGAAGUCCUGAUAAAGAGAAAUUUGGAAGCUCUAGAGAUGAGUAUUUAUAUGUUCCGUACAAAAAACCAAGGUUAGUUUUAAAUACGAUUCUUUCACGCAAUCUCUUGUCUAUCGUUUCAGCGAGCACUGUAAAUCCGUUUCUCGAUGAAAAAUUUAUUAUGCAUCUCAUAACGGUGCUACCCUACGACUACAAGUACAAGCACCGUAUUAACUGUAUAACUAGUUACCCAGCCGAAGUCUGUAUAACCACUUUCAACUUGCGAAACGGCGUCGUCUCGAACGACUCACGAUUCGUUAGAAUGGACGCCGCGUGGUAUUGUCAAGAAGAGAGAAUAGAAGAUGAGAGCAGAUGGAGUAAGUUUGCCAUUUUAUUUAAAGUUCGACAUUUUACCCUUUAGCUGAAUAUCUUGGCAUUUCGGAUAGGGAUAUCGGAGAGGAGCCUUCGGAAGUGUACAAGUGGAUAGCCGGAAUUUUGGAUCUGUCCGGUCCGAUUCGAAUUCUGUGCGAUCGGCGUCAGUUCAACUUCGUGGUAUGUCGGAGAUCACACGUGUCGUUAUGGUUUUCAAUUUUUUCUUCAGAUGUAUGGCUUGAGAACUCUCGCGACUUACUCCGGACUCAAUGCCUUGCAUUGGCUCCACACGAACAUUGUCUCGAAGUUGGUUCCGAUUCAAGACUUCACAAGCCUUCUUCUGGACAAAACCCCACUCGACAUCCCAAUUACAAACAAGUGGAAUCACCAGGGAGUCGAGAAUUGCUUCGGAGUGAGCAAAUUAAUUUUUGAAAUCUUUGAAACUGGUUGAUAUUUUAGGAGCACCGUUUGGUUCCGUUUUCCGACCGAGCUUUUGUUUGCGAGUUUCACAGUGAUCUCCCGAGCACGAAGAAGUACAUGUGUGCGAGAGCGCACAACGCUCGCUUACUGUAAGGAAACUGCUGCUUUCUGUGUAUUUAUUGAACUUUCAGUCACCAUUUCUAUUUUAUUCUACACGCAAAUUGCCUGCAAGACUUCCGUGCAGUUUUUUCUCCGACUACUCAUGAACUAUGCAUCGAAGACAAAAACGACGAGAGCUUGCCUGAAAUGUGAGCCGAAGUGUGCAUUGCGAAUUUGAACGUAUGUUUUUAGCCAAAUUGCCAGCACCGUUUCUCGAUCGGUCGAAAUCGAGUGUAGACAAGCAAUGCGGGAAAGGAACGUCAAUGUGGGCGAGGAAGAAGCGGUGCGUGUAGCCGAAGAGCGGAUCGUCGAAGAAAAUGCGGAUGAGGGAGGGGACUCGAUUUUCGCAAACUUGCCCAGUUAGUAACACUUUACGUUGCAAAGUAUUUCAAACCGUUGUUCUAGAUCACUUCAUCAGUGGCUCCAGCUUCGUACCAAACCGUCCGGGUGCCCAAGCGAUUGAUAUGCCGACUGCUGAAAAUCCGGGUCCGAGCGAGCAGCGAGUUCCGAAUUUUGUCUCAAAUGUUGAGGUAAUAGCAAACCAGGCUCCAAUUGUUCGAAAACCGCACAGUUCAGCAGUGGUCGAAGAGUGAGAACUUUGUCUUCAAAAUGGGAAACUUAUCUAUAUUUCUAACAGAUUUGCGAUGAAUUCUGAUGACUACAAAUUCCCGCCAUUGAGAACAGUUGAAAUCCUCGACAGAGAAACUAGCUAUUCCCAGCAUUUGAACAUGCAGUUCGAAAAGGAUACCUCUCGUGGAUACACGCGGUACCGUUGCGUUUGAUCGAUAUCUGUAGUUUGCUUUUUUCAGAGACAGCUAUCGCUUGGAAAUACGAAAAUAG
This is a messenger RNA of Caenorhabditis sp. 36 PRJEB53466, 2559 nucleotides long. NCBI's taxonomy places the organism in Eukaryota, Metazoa, Nematoda, Chromadorea, Rhabditida, Rhabditidae. The record is from the annotation of a GenBank genome assembly.